UUUUAUUACCCUAGGGAGGCGGGAUUUUUUUGUGAAAGGAGUUUCAGUAAUAAAAAGGAAGUUUUCCUGUUUGAAACUGAAUUGAUGGUCAUUUGCAAACACUACAUGAAGCAGUAGUCUAAGAGUUGAUCACAGUUAGUUCUAAAUGGUCUAAAUGGAGUAUUUACUCUUCAAAACUACUGCAUUUCUUUUAUUAGGAUUUUGCUCGUGCCAAAAUGGGUUACUACUGAAUGGACCUCUGAAUGGAGCAGUAGGAGGGAGUGUGAAGUUCACCCUCAUUAACCCACCAUCUACACAGCCUGAUGGAAUCAUCUGGAGUUUUAAAGGAAAUAGAGAGGUUACAAUCGUCGCUUCAUUUGGUGAAAGUGAGGAUCCAACAGUUGAUUAUGUUGGCAGAAUCUCUUUGGACAAAACCACCGCUUCACUGGAGCUCAGGGGCCUGACUCUCAAUGACACUGGGCUGUACACUGUGAGCAUCACCAUCAGUGGUGUAGAAAGCCGGGGAGAAACAUCACUGACAGUGUUCGCGAAGGUAUCUACCCCUACCAUCGAAAGCUCCGGGGGCACCCUCAUAGCAGGCAACAGCUCUGUCACCUUAACCUCAGGUCAGGGCACCAUCAUCACCAGAGCGUGGACGAAGGGUGGCCAACCACUUUCUCCUAGCAACAGAACCACCUUCAGUGAAGAGAACAGAACGCUGUCCAUCAGCCCAGUAGAGAGUGGAGACAAUGGGCAGUACACAUGCACCGUCAACAACCUUGUCAGCUCUGCCCGUGAGACCCACACACUUGAGGUCAAUUAUGGGCCUCAUAAUGUCCACAUUAGUCCACUCGACGUUGUAACAUCUGGGGAUAGAGUGUCUCUGGAGUGCUUGGCUGACUCUGUUCCUACUGCGAGUUUAACCUGGAUGUUCAACGGGAGUGAAACAGGAAGCGAUUCACAGCUCAUCAUUGACAAAGUGGACCACAGCCAUGCUGGGAAGUACACCUGCACAGCCUGGAAUAGUGUGACCAGACUAACGGCCUCCGCUGAGCAGAUGCUCCACGUAACAGAUUUUUCUGCUCAUUCCAGUCCACUGUCUGGUGGAGCCAUAGCGGGGAUUGUGAUUGGCUCAGUGGCAGGGGCAGGUGUGGUUGCUGGCGUAAUAGCAUUUGGUCUAAAGAUGGCUGAGGUAUGGUAGUGCUUCAUGGAGAGUCUGGGAUUAUUUCUAAAUAAGAUUUCAGACUUAUGAUGUUCUAAGGGAGCUACGUAGACAGCUUUGAAGUAAUAUAAAACAGUUAACAUCAAUUUUAUAUCUGAAAAUGAUUUUCUUGUACCUUCUCAUUAAAUAGUUCAAUACCUUCAAAAUAUGUGGUAACUAUCAAUACAAAGCACUUGCAUACAAGGAUUUUGAUAUAAAACAUGUAAUCAUUUCUAACGCACAAUUAUGUAUGAAACUAAUCACACAUGCUCUUCAAAAAGCUUACCCUAACUUCUGUGUUUCAGUGUUUUAUAGAAAAGCUCUCAUAAAGCAUUCAACUCAAA
Messenger RNA from Clupea harengus (Atlantic herring), 1524 nucleotides. RefSeq names its product carcinoembryonic antigen-related cell adhesion molecule 1-like. The transcript has 5 exons. NCBI's taxonomy places the organism in Eukaryota, Metazoa, Chordata, Actinopteri, Clupeiformes, Clupeidae. The coding region runs from base 155 to 1180 and encodes 341 amino acids. The record is from RefSeq and is a predicted model, not a curated record.